This is a messenger RNA of Heterocephalus glaber (naked mole-rat), 3520 nucleotides long. The record is from RefSeq and is a predicted model, not a curated record. Lineage: Eukaryota; Metazoa; Chordata; Mammalia; Rodentia; Bathyergidae.
AAACUCUACUUUUUGAAUUAUAAACAACUGAUUCUAUGCUUCAGAUUUUUGAGCUAUAUCUCAUCCCUAACUGAAAUCAAAUCUCUAAAUGCUUUUAUAACCUCCAUGGAUUUUUCUCAGUCCAAAUGCUUCAUCUGGUUUAUGCAUUGAAUCUUUAUAUAUCAGCCUUGGAGUAGAAGACUCAUGGUUCAAUGGUUGGAAGGUCUCAAGAUGCGAACCUAAUAGGCUUGGAAUCCUGUGGUCAAAGGACUAACAGGAGAGAUGUACAAAUCAUGUUUGAGCACCAUGGAGACUUUAGGCUCUACUUUAACAUCAACUUACGCCCAGCCGGCACCAACACCAACCAACUUUCUACCGGCCAUUGGUACCAUGGCAUCAAGCUACAGGGAUCACUUUCCCCACUACAAUUUGACCCAUAGCUUGAGUCUUCCUUGGAGACCAAGCACAUACUACAAAGCAGCCUCCAACUCGCCAACCUUGGGCCCAUACUGCACUAGAUCUCAGAGGGUGCGAGAGAGCACCAUGCUUCCCUUUGUUUCCAACAGAACCACCCUCUUCACAAGAUACACUCCUGACGAUUGGUACAGGUCCAAUUUAACCAACUACCAAGAGUCCAAUACUUCCCGACAUAAUUCAGAGAGACUCAGAGUGAAUACAUCUCGCCUCAUUCAGGACAAACAUCAGCAAACAAGAAAAACCCAGGCAGACUCUACCCAAAAUUUGGGAGAACGUGUCAAUGACAUAGGGUUUUGGAAAUCUGAAAUCACUCAUGAGUUGGAUGAAAUGAUUGGAGAGACAAAUGCACUUACUGAUAUUAAGAAAAGAUUAGACAGGGCUUUAAUGGAAACUGAAGCCCCUCUGCAGGUUGCCCGAGAAUGUUUAUUUCAUCGAGAGAAGAGAAUGGGAAUUGACUUAGUUCAUGAUGAAGUUGAAACAGAACUGCUCAUGGAAGGUGAUGUUAUUCUGUGUUGUCAAGAAAGAAUGAAGCUAUGUUUGGAUAAGGCUAUUGCCCAACUUGCCUCCGACAGAGCUGCCCAGCAUGAGCUGGAAAAGGACCUAACUGAUAAACAGGCGGCUUACCGGAUCGAUGACAAAUGCCACCACCUGCGAAACACGUCUGAUGGUGUCAGCUACUUCCGUGGAGUGGAGAGGGUUGAUGCGACGGUCUCAGUGCCUGAGUCCUGGGCCAAAUUUACAGAUGACAACGUUCUCCGCUCCCAAAGUGUAAGAGCAGCCUCUGCCAAGCUAAGGGAUGAGAUUGAAAACCUUCUGGUUGUGACUGCCAAUGAGAUGUGGAAUCAAUUUAACAAAGUGAACUUGGCUUUCACCAAUCGCAUUGCUGAAACUGCAGAUGCUAAGAAUAAGAUUCAGAUUCACUUAUCAAAGACUCUACAGGAAAUAUUCCAGACAGAAAUGACCAUAGAAUCCAUCAAGAAGGCCAUCAAGGACAAGUCUGCCUUCCUGAAGGUGGCUCAGACUAGGCUGGAUGAGCGCACAAGGAGACCUAACAUAGAGCUAUGCAGAGACACAGCGCAAUUACGCCUUGUUAAUGAGGUCUACGAGGUUGAUGACAUCAUACAGACCUUGCAGCAGCGCCUGAGGGAUGCAGAGGACACCCUGCAGUCUCUGGUGCACACCAAAGCCACCCUGGAGCAUGACCUGGCUGUCAAAGCCAAUUCCCUGUACAUCGACCAGGAAAAAUGCAUGGGGAUACGGAAGAGCUUCCCCAACACCCUGCGAUUGGUUGGCUUCUGUUAAGAGACCCCAUUGGAAGGGGUUUUGGUGCUCCUAAGUAAGGGGAAACCAGGCACUGUUUCAGCAUUUAACUCAGUGCUAAUACAUUUACAUAUUAAAGGAUUUUAUCAAUAGACAUAUACCAAUCUCUUGUCUUUGACAGAAUUUUGUUUGUCUAAACCUUAAUUCUCUGCUAUCUUCUAGGCUUCAGUGUAACAGGAAGGAUUUAAAGACAUAGAACCAAUCUAAAACAGAAGGCAAACAAGAUAACUUGUAUGAUUCUUAUAUUCUAUGUGUCACAUGAAUGGUCUGGAAAAGAAGGCUAUUAUCCCUAAUACAAUUGGGUCUGGAAUCACAAAGGCCUGUGUGUUAAAGGCCUGGUCCCCACGGUUACUGGGGAGGUAGUGAGACCUUUAGGAGAUAGAGCCUACUGAGUUAGGUGAUUGGGCCCAUGCCCAUGAUGAUUAUUUUGGGACCCUAGCCUCUUCUUUCUUCUCUUUUCUGCUUCCUGGCCAUGACAUAAGCAGUUUACUUUGCCAUAUUCUCUUCACUAUUACCCCCUGACAUCCCUAUCUCAGGUCCAAAGCAAUGAGUCUGACAAUCUUGGGCUGGAACCUCCAAAACUGUGAGCCAAAAUGAACCUUUUAUCUUUAUAAGUUAAUAAUCUCAGGUAUUUUGUUACAGUGAUGGGAGGCUGACUAAUACACAUAAUGGUGGAUUUUGAGCUCUUCCUUAAAGGAUACACAGAGAAAGGGGGACAGACUUCUGAGUAUGUGGUACUAGGGGUAGUUAUGGGGAAAAAGGUAGGAAAAUACAGAGCACAUUUGGAACAAUGGCAAGUAGGUCACUUUGGUUGUGAUUUAUAGGGUAAGGAAUAGAUGAAGAAAUAAAUGCCUGAUGGAGAAAGGGAGUGGGUGACUUUCAAAUCCAGGUUCAGGGGCUUUAGGAGCUGGUGGGUGUUUCUGAUCAGGGAAAUGUCUUUCUGAAAGCAGUGGCUGAGCAAUGCAAGUUUAAGUUCAGAGAGGCAGCAGCAGAAACAAAGGAGACAUGCACAACGCACUAUAACGAGUCAAUAGGACUUGGCGACUCUGCCUCUCAGGUGAAAAUAGGGACUGAUGCUAGAUAGAUGGAAAAAGGAACAGUGCUUAAUUCUAGGGUGCCCUAUGUUGUCUCAAAGUUUUUUUAAAUAAUUGUUUCCAUGGUUUGAAUGUAUCCCUAGAAGCCAUUUGUUGGAAACUUAACCCCCAAAGUCAUAUAUUAAUGAUAUUUGAAAGUGGGGUCUUUGGAAGGUGAUUUGGUCCUGAGGGCCCUGCCUUUGUGAAUGAAUUAAUCUUCUCACAAAUUAAUGGAUUAAUAAAUAUUCUAGGGAGUAGCUCUGCUAAAAAAGCAAACUCUCUCUGGAUUGCUUGCUCUGUCUCCCCAUGUGAUGCCCUCUACCAUGGUACAGUGCAGCAGGGAGGGUCCUGCCAGAUGCUGAGCAGAGGCUAGCAUCAUGUUCUUGGACUUCCAGCCUCCAGAACCAUGAGCCAAAUACACCUCUAAAUUAGCAACAUUGUGGUAUUCAAUUAUAGCAACAGAAAACUGACUGAGACCAGUUUUAUUAUGAGUGAAAAACAUUUGUGUGAGAUGUAUUUUGGAAAAUAGAGAAAAUACACAAAUAGACACAAACACAAUCUCUUGAAAAAAUUCACUCAUUAUCACAGCACCCAGAUAUAGCUACUUAAGUUUGUCAAUAUUUUGUUUAUUCUUUCAGUUCUUUUGCUAUGGAGCUCUGUCUCUCAACAUA